Messenger RNA from Musca domestica (house fly), 1288 nucleotides. RefSeq names its product alpha-soluble NSF attachment protein (gene alphaSnap). NCBI's taxonomy places the organism in Eukaryota, Metazoa, Arthropoda, Insecta, Diptera, Muscidae. The record is from RefSeq and is a predicted model, not a curated record. Gene Ontology annotation, biological process: intracellular protein transport; SNARE complex disassembly. The coding region runs from base 132 to 1010 and encodes 292 amino acids. Gene Ontology annotation, cellular component: SNARE complex; vacuolar membrane. The transcript has 5 exons. Gene Ontology annotation, molecular function: syntaxin binding; soluble NSF attachment protein activity.
UUGCUUUGAACUACUUCGUUUCGGGAACGACAAAGACCAGAGAAAAAACGUCAUCGCUUUGGAAAAAAUUAAAAAAUAUUAUAUUUCGCAACUCCGUAUUAAAAAAUUAAUAAUCAUUUAUCACCACAAAGAUGGGCGACAAUGAGGAAAAGGCAUUACAGCUUAUGGCAGAAGCUGGAAAGAAGUUAACACAGCAGAAAGGUUUCUUUGGAAUGUUAUUUGGUGGAUCCAACAAGGUAGAGGAGGCCAUCGAAUGUUAUCAACGUGCUGGCAACAUGUUUAAAAUGUCUAAAAACUGGACGAAGGCUGGUGAAUGUUUCUGCGAGGCAGCAAACUUACAUUCCCGUGGUGGAAGUCGUCAUGAUGCUGGCAUUGCUUAUGUCGAUGCAUCCAAUUGUUAUAAGAAGGUCGAUGUUGAAAGUGCCGUUGCAUGCCUCCUAAAAGCCAUUGAUAUUUAUACCGACAUGGGUAGAUUUACAAUGGCCGCCAAAUAUCACCAAAGCAUUGCUGAAAUGUAUGAAAGUGAUCCGAAUACAUUGCAUCAGGCCAUCGAACAAUAUGAAAAGGCAGCCGACUAUUUUAAGGGUGAAGAAUCGACCAGUUCGGCCAAUAAAUGUAUGCUGAAAGUGGCCCAAUAUGCUGCCCAAUUGGAGGACUACGAAAAGGCCAUUAAUAUUUAUGAACAAGUUGCCGCCUCCUCCUUGGAAAGUUCAUUGCUCAAAUACAGUGCCAAGGAUUACUUUUUCCGUGCUGCCUUGUGUCACUUGAGCAUUGAUUUGUUGAAUGCCCAACAUGCCAUUGAAAAAUAUUGUCAACAAUAUCCAGCUUUUCAGGAUUGCAGGGAAUAUAAAUUGAUUAAGGUACUUUGUGAACAUUUGGAAGAUCAAAAUAUCGAUGGUUUCACCGAUGCCAUUAAAGACUAUGACAGUAUCUCGCGAUUGGAUCAAUGGUAUACCACAAUAUUGCUGCGUAUUAAAAAGGCCGCCGAUGAUAGUCCAGAUCUGCGAUAAAAAGUUAACUAUCCAUGGAUAGUCUAUUUCGAUUAAUUUAUAUUUCCUAAGACACACAUGCUGUUCUGCUCCUUUUCCUCCUUUUUUUAACAAUUUGUAGCCAUUUGAGGUGUGUGGAAGAAAGAAAGAAAGAAAGAAAGAAGAAAAAACAAAUACCGAGAAAUUUAAAGUAAAAUUCAUUUACAGUAAAUGAAGAAUCCCGUAUCCCCAAGAUAUAAAUAAAAAAUAGAUUAUAUUUAAUUUUUUUUAAAUAAAUAUAUAUAUAUAUAAAAGUCCAA